GUUACGCAGUUGAAAGACGGCCCAUUAAAAAUGAAGUGGCCUGAAUAGAACAAGUAUCGGGUAAAAAAGCGUACGGGUGUAGCUGAGGAUGAGCUGUAUAUAAUGGCUCUGUAUCAGUCACUCUCCAAACACUAACAGAUUCGAUUCUCCCUCAAAAGAUUCUUCUUCCUAAUCUGAAUAGCAACAACCGGAGAGAUGGCUUCCGCGUGUGUUAAAAACGCUGGUGUUACGUCGCCGGCGGGAUACUCUUUGUACGGUCGAAUUUCUCUGAGGCGAGAAGACAAGAGGCGCUCUUCAUCCCACGACCAGGAGGAACAGUCCUCCGACAACAAAGAUCAAGAUCCAGCGGUGGAUUUUGAGUUCUGUCCCGAAGAUCCGGUCACAAUGCUCUCCGCCGACGAGCUCUUCUCGGACGGAAAGCUCGUGCCUUUGAAGUUCUCUGGUCCUCCGGAGAUGAGGAAGCCUCAUCAGACUUCCACUGUCAAGACGACGACUGCGGCUGAGCUGAACCACUCGGCGGAGGUCCGGAGGAGGGUAGAGAUGGAGAUGUCAGAGCUCUUCUCCCCGAAAGCUCCUCGUUGUACGACCAGAUGGCGAGAGCUUUUAGGCCUCAAGAAGGCUGCACAAGAAUCUGCUAAAAAGACCACUUCUUCAUCAUCAUCGUUCAAGCAGUUUCUUCACCGUGGAUCUAAACCCUCCGCCGCCUCUUCAUCGCCGGAGAUGGCCUCUUCACGUCUCUCUCUAUCAUCGUCCUCUUCCUCCUCCGGCCACGAGAUCGAUGACCUUCCAAGACUCUCGCUUGACCUCGACAACAAGCCCACUCCAAAUCCAUUCGCUCCCUCACGCAACCCCAGGAUCAGAUUAGCCAACUCAAUGCUGCGUCCCUCCGUCGACGGAUCAUCAUCGGCAGCAGAUAGUCCGAGGCUUAACGCAUCUGGUAAAAUCGUGUUCCAUGGACUCGAAAGAAGCUCCAGCAGUCCCGGUUGCUUCACCGGCGGACCCAGACUCCAGCACCACCAUGGAAUCCCCAGAUCCUACUCUGCUAACGUCAGAAUCACUCCCGUCCUCAAUGUUCCCGUUUCUUCCCUCAAAUCAAGCAUCUUCUUCGCUCACAUGUUCUCUUCAUCUUCCUCUCCGGGGAACAACAAGUUGCACUUUCGCAGCAACCGCAAAUACCAGACCAAUCGAACCAGACUUUAACCCAAAUGCGAUCUGACUAAGUAAACCGGUUAGGGGGAGGGGGCUGGGGGCUAAUCUUUUGUUUUUUGUUUUUCGUGGGGUUUGUCGUGUAAACUGAUGUUUUAUUUGAGGGCAGAAUAUGUAAAUACGGUUUAACUAAGUAUCAUCUUUCUCGGGUUA
Messenger RNA from Raphanus sativus (radish), 1359 nucleotides. RefSeq lists its product as uncharacterized. Bases 196 to 1200 code for a protein of 334 amino acids. The transcript has a single exon. The record is from RefSeq and is a predicted model, not a curated record. NCBI's taxonomy places the organism in Eukaryota, Viridiplantae, Streptophyta, Magnoliopsida, Brassicales, Brassicaceae.